Messenger RNA from Limulus polyphemus (Atlantic horseshoe crab), 5239 nucleotides. RefSeq names its product nostrin-like. Lineage: Eukaryota; Metazoa; Arthropoda; Merostomata; Xiphosura; Limulidae. The transcript is spliced from 4 exons. The record is from RefSeq and is a predicted model, not a curated record. Bases 6 to 536 code for a protein of 176 amino acids. Gene Ontology annotation, molecular function: protein binding.
GUGCAAUGCUGGCCUACCUGGAAGCUUCACAUCACAAGGUGGAAUGUGCCCUUGCUGAUCUGGAAAACAAAAGUAGACCAAUGCAUCCAUUAGCUGCACAUAUGGAGCAGUAUAGGGACAAACAGGGUGGUAUUCACUCAGUGUUGAAGCUGCAAGGUGUUGGAAUGACAGAUGCUUGGGUAGAAAGAACAGAUCAUAGGCUUUCUAGUAGUACCUGGUCUUCAAAUAGUGAACUUAGUGAAGUAGACAGAGGUGUUGAUGAUGGUACUUCUCUGAUUCAAAGCACCUUUGAUGAAGCCACAUUUAGCCAUUCAUCUGAAGUGUAUACCAACUUCCCAACUUUACAGCCAGCUAACAGCAAUGCACAUGGAUGGUGUCAAGCGCUAUAUUUCUACCAGGCUAACCUAGAUGAUGAGCUCACAAUAUAUGCAGGUGACUUAAUAAAAAUUUUAGAAAAAAUUGACAUAAACUGGUGGAAAGGAGAUCUCAAUGGAAAAGUGGGACUUUUUCCAUCAACCUAUGUACAAGAAUUGUAAUGGAGCUUGUUAUUGGGUGAGAAAAUGAUUAUUGCUAACCACAGGUGAUGAUUUUAUAGCCUAAAGCACGCAUUAAAGAAAUAUUUGUGUAUUGAAUGAGUUUAAAAAAACAAUGUAGAGGCUCUUGGUGAAGCGAAGAGGAAAAGGUCCAAUACUAUUUUAGCUACAUAAGGCAUGAAAAUAAAUUGUUAAAUUUUUAUUGUAAUGAUUUGGAAAUAUUCUAGGUUUAAAUGCAACAACUUUGAUAUCCAUUCCAUUUUUCUCUUUCAAAAUAUACAGUAUUAACUAUAUAUAUAUGAGCUUGGUCAAAAUAACAAACAUUGUAACCAGCAGGUAUACAUAUUAUAACUGAAUUUACUAAGUUUUUUUUCAUAAAAUUUGGCAAACUUUUAGUAAAUGUUACAAGUUUGUGAACAAAAUACUGAAUUACAUCAUACGAGCAGCUUGCAGUGUUUUUUUAUUAAUUUUUUUUUCAUUUAAGUCUUCCUAUCCAACCCUAAUUUUCAUGCUGUAAUUACUUUUAUAAGAAUAAAUAAAAAAUAUACAGUAAAAAGAAGAAAUGUGGCACUUAAAUAUGGUGGUGUACUUUACAGUAAAAAGAAGAAAUGUAGCACUUAAAUAUGGUGGUGUACUUUACAGUAAAAAGAAGAAAUGUAGCAGUUAAAUAUGGUGGUGUACUUUACAGUAAAAAGAAGAAAUGUAGCAGUUAAAUAUGGUGGUGUACUUUACAGUAAAAAGAAGAAAUGUAGCAGUUAAAUAUGGUGGUGUACUUUACAGUAAAAAGAAGAAAUGUGGCACUUAAAUAUGGUGGUGUACUUUACAGUAAAAAGAAGAAAUGUAGCACUUAAAUAUGGUGGUGUACUUUACAGUAAAAAGAAGAAAUGUAGCACUUAAAUAUGGUGGUGUACUUUUUUGCUGCCAAAGUCUUGAUAAAAGUGAACUUUUUGGUGGGGUUGUUGUUAGUACUUCACCUUAAUCUUUGUUUAUUUCAAAUAUGCAAUUUAGAACACAAAAUAAUAACACACACAAAGAAUAGUGUCCUAUAACUAUUAUAUUUUAACUGGCUUACUAAUUAUGGUAUUAGUCGGUUAAUGAAAUGUCUUAACAUUAGCAAAGAAUGAAAUUGUAGGCUAAAUAUUUCUUACUGUUUUGUCAAAAUGAUUUUGCCUUAUAAGGAAUUCUGUAAAUUAAAAUCUUCUCUUUCUACUGUUAGGUCUUUUAGUGGGAAAAGCUGUGUGUGUAUGGUGAUUCACACAAACUUGCAUGUGCAAAUUGCACAGGUGCUUGAAGUGAUGCAUUAUGAAAUAGCAAGAAAAUAUUUUAAUAUUAUAAACAUUUGCAUUAUAUUAGUUUUCAGUUAUAAACAAGAAGAAACUACACAACACUACUGUGUUCAAAAGUUUCAUUUUAAUUUCUACAAGAUCUUUAUGAGGAUUGUCUCAGUUGAUAACUUAAAUCUCCUUACAAUGAUAUUUUGUCUUUGGAUUCCAGUAUCAUAACUUUUCUUAGCAGUUCUGCUUCUCAUGAUACAUAACCCUCCUCCUCAUCCUAUGUUUUUGUAUACAGUAAUUUCAGACUUCCUGUAACUAUAUAACAUUUUCAAUUCGAUUUUUUUGCCUUUGGCUACCAUCUUCUCUGUUUGCUUCACAAGUAAUCUCAACAAAUUAAAGAUUUAUUACUAUGUUUCUAAAUGCAUUUUCUUAGAUUAAAUGUUUCUGCUUUCUUUAGCAGUAUUUAAAAUUGUAAUGUGAUGUGUGAUUGAAAUGGCCUUUCACACAUGUGACAAAUAUGUGUAAUUAUGUUUCUUUUCCUUCUUUAAAAGUUGAUAGACUAGUUACGAGUAAUCCUUUAAGCUUAACCAUUUUUUUUAUGUAGAAAUAUAUAUAGUAAUUUGGAAAAUAGUUUUUGAAUUCAUCCAUUCCUGCUCAUUUAUUAGCAGUGAAUUCCAUGUUCACACUAAGACUGUAUGUAAAACAUGUCAAUCAUAACACUUACUUUUAUGCUAGAUUGAGGCUGAUGUGUUUUUAUUUAAGACAUCCAAUUCAGACUUGUAACUGAUUUGUCACUUUCAAAAAAAUUUUAGACUUUGUAUUCUUAUAAUAUAAACAUCGGGAGAAAAUUAUACAGUCGUGAAAUCUCUUUGCAUUACUAGCCUUGAACAGAUCAAUGAAUUUACAAUAACUUAUUGCAGGUUUUGAAUAAUUUUAUCUGGCUACUUCUCUCAGUUUCAUUCUUUUCUCUCCCUCUUUGUUAACACGUGUUAUGCAUCUCAAUACUUUUGCCCACACCUAUUUAUUCUCUCAACUGAACCAAGACCAAACUAUUGGCUUUAAGUGACUGUGACUAUAUGACUUUCUUAAAUAAGGAGAUUUUAUUAGCCUCGCACAUUAAGUUAAUUGCAUCUGCAUUUUUUGUUAGUUGCAAUAUAAACUGAAAAAGUAAAAAAUGAGUAGGUGUUUAAAUUUUGAAUUAAUUAUUGUAAUUUGAGAAAUAUCUUCCAUCACUUUUGAUGAAGUGUAAAUGAAUCAUUUCCUACUUAAAGGUACCUGUAGAUAACAUUCACUACCAUGAAUGUCUCUACAGGUACAGGGUUUUUCUGCUUUGCCAUUUCACAAAUUUCAAUUGUUAUAGGGGGAGCGAAGUAAUAGUUUAAGAAUGGCUUAUGAAAAUGUGCAUGCUUGUGUAAAGUAAGUGGUUAACAGCAUAAUGGCCAACUCUAAGCAUGCUUGCUCUUGAUUUUUGUAGAUCAUUCUUACAGAUCUACUGAACCAGCACCUUCACUAUAGUUAAUUGUCUCUGGAUUAAACUGUUUACCAGUGAUGAAAUUUCAAGUGUUGCAUAGACUUAACACAAUAAUUGGACAAAAGUCAUUAGGUAUUAAACCAUUAUUUUUCAUGUUAAAGCAUAGCUAAAGCAAAAACUAUUUGAGAUAAAAAUUAUAAUAUAAGUAGACAAGAUAUGGAAUAUUUGUAUGUACACAUAUUCAAGUUCUUAGAGAAGAUAAAUUAUGCAGCAAAUGCAUGUUUUUCCAUAUAACAAAUUAUUUUUAUAAAUACAAAAUAAGUAAUUUAUUUUGUAAACUUUGGGCUUUUUUGAUAAUUUUUCCAUAACAUUGGAAGAUAUGAUUUUUUAACAUGUCUCUACCUUUUGGUAAUUUUUAUGUGUAGGUUGCUUAUUUUUGUUCAAACUAUAAAAUGAUAUAUUUUCAUUUAAUAUUCAGACUUGUUAAAACACUACUUGAGUGUCUACGCUGAAGAAAAUGUACUUUGCAUAUAUAAUGUUAUUCUAGUGACUGCUAACCAAAAUACAUUGUAAUUUUUGAGUAGUGUUACAUUUUUAAUGUGUUUUUUUCUCCACGUAUGCUAGUAAUGCAUUACGGGUACUUAGACUGUCAUGUUUUUGUAAGCUUUCAUAUAGUUGCACAGCUCCACAAUGCUAUAUGUACCACACAAACAAAUUGUCUGUAGUUGUUUUAUCAUCAUAAUCUAUAUACGUAUGUUCUUGAAUUUGUAUUAUUUUGUAGAGCUGAUCAAUUAACUCUGACCAUUAGGUAUCAGUUACAUUGAUUUAAUAGUGUCACAUAAGAUAAUUAAUCAAAAUUGUGACAAAUCAAUUAAUUUCAUGAAAAUAAUAAAGAUUUUUUUUCUUCUGUAAUCCAAGUAAUUAAUAUAGUUUCUCAUUAGUAUUUUAGAUUAAUUCAAGGUUGUUCAGCUUAAUUGAUUAGUAUAACAACUUGCAUAAAUAAUCAACUAAUCAAAAAUUAGGGUUUCCAUUUGUUCGAAGUCUCAUUUGAUAAUAACUGAUUAGUUGAAUGUUAAUGAUUAGCAAAUUCCACAAAUUAACCCAACUCUUAUUUAAAAAUCAUAAUGAUCUAAUCUCUUUCUCUCUUUUUUUUUUUUUGACUACUUAUUCAUUAUUAACUUUUAUAAUUGUAUAAUUAAAAUAACACUAUUUCAAAGCAUUUCUUUGGAUAAAAGAAAAUAAUUGAUAUUAAAAUCAGGUGUCUUAAUUUAGGUUGAUUAAUGCAUAGCUGAGACAGUUAAGUUGGACCAAAUUUAAAGCAGUGAUAUAAUGCAAGGAAUUGAUUUAUUUGAGGCAUCACAGGAAAUGUUCUUGAAUACAGUUUGUAUCAUCAACUAACAUUACAGUGAUAAUACUCUGGGACAAAAGUAACUUUUAGUUAUUAAACUGAUAUAGACAGACUUAAUAACAUGUAUAAGGACUGUUCAAGGUUACAACCCUUCAAAGGACUUCUAUAAAACUGUUUAGUAGUAAAAUAGUAGUAUGUUAUUUAUAACUAAUACAUAUUAAACAACUAUUCAAAUGGAGAAAGUACACAUUUAUUUAUAUAUAUUUACUUGAAGCUAAAUAUGUAAAACUACAGUAAUUAUCAAAUCCGUGCUAUUAUUGUGUGUGAUUAGUGUAUUUCUAUAAAAUGGUUAUUAAUUUGUCAUUCAUUUUGCUUUUGUCCUUAAUGGUACCAGACAAAAAAAAAACAUGAGGAAUGUAAUAUUUUUAUAACUAUCACAAAUCAGUAUCUUGUUUAGUUAUAAUAGGAACAAGAUGGAAUGGUUAGUGAUUUUUUUAAAGUUUAAUCUGCUUUGAAACUAUUUUUAGUAAUUUUUUUUGUACAAAUUCUUCUUUUUUAGCAGUUAUUAAAACAGUGUUAAAUAGUAAAAUAUGUAGCUUUUGUAUAUGAUUGU